Molecule: messenger RNA, 783 nt
Organism: Cynara cardunculus var. scolymus (artichoke)
Lineage: Eukaryota; Viridiplantae; Streptophyta; Magnoliopsida; Asterales; Asteraceae
Product: peroxidase 4-like
Exons: 3
Biological process (GO): hydrogen peroxide catabolic process; response to oxidative stress
Molecular function (GO): peroxidase activity; heme binding
Source: RefSeq, a predicted model, not a curated record
AAUUCAACAAAACAAAUGGCUUCUUCUAUUAUCAUCUCAUUUGCAUUGCUUGCUUGUACCUUAUGGUUGACAACUAGUACUUCUUCCGCUCAACUCACAACCGGCUUCUACUCCAAGACUUGCCCAAAGGUGUUCCACACGGUAGGCUCAGUGGUUCGGUCCGCUGUGUCCAAGGAAAAGCGCAUGGGCGCAUCUUUGCUUCGGCUCCAUUUUCAUGAUUGCUUUGUUAACGGUUGUGACGGGUCAAUCUUGUUGGACGAUACAUCUUCGUUUACAGGAGAGAAAACUUCAUUUGCGAAUAACAACUCGGUCAGGGGUUAUAAUGUAAUUGAUGACAUCAAGUCGAAGGUGGAAAAAGUUUGCCCUGGUGUCGUGUCGUGUGCUGACAUAUUAGCAAUUACUGCUCGUGAAUCCGUUGUUGCGUUAGGAGGACCCUCAUGGAAGGUUAAACUUGGAAGAAGAGACUCCAAAUCCGCCAGCCUUUCCGACGCCAACAGCGGUGUUAUUCCACCACCGUCUUCCACCCUCAGCAACCUCAGGAAUAGAUUCCGAGCGGUGGGUCUCUCAACCAAAGACCUGGUGGCGCUCUCCGGUGCACAUACAAUCGGACAAGCACGUUGUACGACUUUCAGAGCACGUGUUUACAACGACACCAACAUCGAUGCUUCGUUUGCUAAGUUACGACGAUCAAACUGUCCACUUCCGGCGGCCACCAGCGACAACAACCGUGUACCCUUUGAUGUUAAAACCCCCAACUACUUCGACAACAAUUACUACAAGAAC